This is a messenger RNA of Nerophis lumbriciformis (worm pipefish), 2814 nucleotides long. NCBI's taxonomy places the organism in Eukaryota, Metazoa, Chordata, Actinopteri, Syngnathiformes, Syngnathidae. The record is from RefSeq and is a predicted model, not a curated record.
AUGUCGCAGAAGCUUGGAGCACACAAGUUGGCAAUGGAGGGGAACGUGCAGCAAAAAAGCACUCCGCUAACUCGGGAGCUUACGCGGAUUUUCAGCAGUUACAAUAAACACUCCGUUCUGCUCAAGAAGAACCUCAAAGAGACCAAUACCUUCUUCCGGGAAAUCAGACAGAACUACAGCAAUGCGUGUGCAUCAGCCAUGAGCUCGGAGUCAGCUUCCCUGGAGGCAGGACAAUUGAGCUGUAUUGCUUUUCCCAGUCAUGAAGAAGAGUUCCUACGCAACACUGUGGGUGCUGCCCCAUACAUUUUGGUACUGGGCCAGAAUUGCACUGCCCGCUACCAGCUGCUCAACUGUUUGCUGGGAGAGAGACUGCUGCCGCUGGGUCCCGAGGCCGGCGAGGCUUGCGGAGGCGUCCAGGGCACUGCGUGCAAAAGACGUAAGUUAUGUUUCACCCACGGGAGACAGACACGACUCAGUCUGGCCCUGCCUGGCCAGUAUGAACUGGUGCACCAGUUGGCGGCGAACCGUGGCCGUUGGGAUACGGUGCCCCGUGAAGACUUGGAGAUCCACGAGGAAUGUGAAGACCCAGCACACAGGCUCGCUGAGCUGGAGAUCACCCUGCAUCACCCUUUACUUCAGGAGGCAAAAGUCAUGGUGGUGCCCUGUGCGAGUGUCCAACCCAUGGAGGAGGCCUUAGAAGACUGCACUCGAAAUGUCAUCCCGAUUAUACUGUAUGCCAUCAAGGAGGACUCCUUAAACACGGAGCAAGUGGCUGAGCUCUGGAAGGUCAAAGAGUUGCUGUCCUUUCCCAUCUGUUUUAUCCGCCUCCCUGACACGAUGCCCGCAGCAUCGCCGGAGCCCAGUCGCCGCACAGAGAAGGAAAAGGAGCGUGAGAAGAGCGCCCUCCAUAAGCAGCUGUUGUCCCUCGGCUUCCUAAGUAGCCUAGCAGGAAAUUGCUCCUGCGGCGCCCCGACGCAGAUGCCUACCCCAGGUGCCAAGCCUCAAAGCAUGCUGGGUGAGGCUUUUGAUAGACUGCACAGGAUUCUGGUGCCUUUUACACGCCAGGUGCUUCAAAACCAACAGGUGGAAGCUGCCAGCCUGCUCAACGGUCUCCACUGCCGGUGCCUUGAUCUUUUCAUCAACCAGGCUUUUGACAUGCAGAGAGAUCUGCAGAUAACCCCCCGCAGGCUGGAGUACACCCGUGAGAAAGAAGGGGAAUUGUUCACCUCGCUCAUGGCCAUCGCUAACCGCAAACAGGAGGAGAUGAAGGAAAUGAUUGUGGAGACACUUGGCAGCAUGAAAGAGCAGUUGCUGGAGGAUGCUGCUAACUUGGAGUUCAUGGAUGUAAUUGUGACAACCAAUGGUGAGCCGGUUACAUCAAAGGAGAUCAAAUCUUGCAUCCACCAAAUCCAAGAGCUGAUAGUGUUGCGCCUGAAUCAGGCCGUGGCCAACAAGCUCAUCAGUUCUGUGGACUAUUUGAGAGAAAGUUUCGUCGGAACACUGGAGCGAUGCCUCAGCAGUUUGGAGAAAUCCCACAUCGACUCGUCGGUACACAAUAUCACCUCCAAUCACCUGAAACAGUUGUUAAACGCCGCCUACCACGUUGAGGUCACCUUUCAUUCGGGAUCCUCUGUCACGCGACUCGUUUGGGAGCAAAUCAAACAGAUCAUCCACAGGAUAACGUUCGUGAACCCACCUGCUAUCUCGCACGAAUGGAAACGCAAAGUGGCCCAAGAUGCCAUUGAAAGUCUCAGCGCUGCCAAACUAGCCCGAAGCAUCUGUUCUCAGUUCCGAACCCGACUCAACAGCUCUCACGAGGCUUUUGCGGCAUCCCUGCGUCAGCUGGAGGAAGGCCAUACGGGGCGACUGGAGCGCACCGAGGACUUGUGGCUGCGCGUGAGAAAGGACCACGCCCCUCGACUGGCCCGCCUUUCACUGGAAAGCCGCUCCCUCCGAGACGUGCUGCUGCAUGGUAAACCGAAGAUAGGACGGGAGUUGGGCCGUGGCCAAUACGGAGUUGUUUAUCUUUGCGACAGUUGGGGCGGGCGCUAUCCAUGUGCCCUAAAAUCUGUGGUACCACCGGAUGAUAAACACUGGAACGAUUUGGCUUUGGAGUUUCACUAUACGCGGUCACUGCCCAAACAUGAGCGGCUCGUCGACUUGCACGGCUCCGUUAUUGACCACACCUAUGGCGAAGGCUCCAGUAUUGCCGUGCUGCUUAUCAUGGAGCGACUUCAUAGAGACCUCUACACUGGCCUCAAGGCUGGCUUGUCACUGAGGGAGAGGCUACAGAUCGCUCUGGAUGUGGUGGAGGGAAUCCGCUUCCUGCACAGUCAGGGCCUCUUACACAGAGACAUAAAGCUAAAAAAUGUUCUGCUGGACAAGCAGAACCGUGCCAAGAUUACCGACUUGGGCUUCUGCAAACCAGAGGCCAUGAUGUCUGGCAGUAUUGUCGGAACCCCUAUCCACAUGGCCCCUGAGCUGUUUACAGGAAAGUAUGACAAUUCUGUGGACGUCUACGCCUUUGGGAUCCUUUUCUGGUACCUGUGUACUGGUUCCGUUAAACUUCCAGAAGCCUUUGAAAAAUGCUCCAGCAAGGACCAACUCUGGAAUAAUGUUAAAAAAGGGGCCCGACCCGAACGCCUGUCCACCUUCGAUGAGGAGUGCUGGCAGUUGAUGGAGGCCUGCUGGAACGGCGACCCUUCCCAGAGGCCCCUGCUCGGUAUCGUGGAGCCCGGCCUGCAAAGCAUCAUGGUCCGCCUCUGCAGCUAUGACUCAGAGCAAAAAAGCAGCAGUCUGGAGGACUCGAACUGA